AUGAUCACGGGGGCUGGUAGAGGUCAUGCCGAGGCAAUUGCCCUGCGAUUCGCGGAAGAGGGUGCUGCGGUUUCCUUAUGCGAUGUGGUUCCAGUGACAACAGUUGGAGGAGAAAGUAGGAGCGAAAAGAUAAGAGCCGCUGGCGGAAAGGUCCUCUGCUUCCAGACCGACGUUUCAAAAGAGGAUCAGGUGAACAAGAUGGCAAAGGAAACCAUUGAAACGUUGGGUACAGUCGAUAUCUCGCUAACGUUGUCGGCAUCGCUGGACCGACCAAAGAUGUCUGGGAUAUGA
This is a messenger RNA of Geodia barretti, 291 nucleotides long. The record is from the annotation of a GenBank genome assembly. NCBI's taxonomy places the organism in Eukaryota, Metazoa, Porifera, Demospongiae, Tetractinellida, Geodiidae.